Molecule: messenger RNA, 467 nt
Organism: Dimorphilus gyrociliatus
Lineage: Eukaryota; Metazoa; Annelida; Polychaeta; Dinophilidae
Source: the annotation of a GenBank genome assembly
UAACUAUAACGAUGUCGGCUAGGUACGAAAGUGUGAAUCAAACUGAUACACUAGCAGUAACUUUUACGCAUGAACAACAAGUUCAAACAUCUCGAUGCAAAUUAAAAUUUCGUAGCUUGGUACCAUUUUUGGUUGUUGUUCUCGUAGUAGGCUCCUUUGUAGUUUACUACGUAAUGUCUGGGUAUAGCGUAAAGCCAAAGACAGGCAGCCAUUUUAUAAAUAAACCAAAAAUAAAAUUAGUUGAACAGGACUAUGCUAAACUACUUUUUGAAACGUCGGCUAGGACUAGAAGUUUUUGCAAAAUUACUCGCCAAAUGGAUGAAAAUGAAGAAUCAUGGAGAAUUGCAUUUAAUGUAUUUACGCCUUUCGAAAGGAAAGUAUUGGAAGGAAAUUUAAAAAUUAAAAGAUUCUUCAUCAAAAAUUCUAUGUGCGAAAAAGGAAUUUGGGAAAAACCAAAGAAAAGUUGA